AUGAGGACUUCAAAUGUUAUUGGGUUUGUUGUGAAGAGCAUUCCGGCUGAGGUUAAGAGUGAUAGUAACAACGGCAAAGAGGAAAACAAAGUUACUUUUAUUCUUGAAGACCUGCAGCACCAUCAGAUUUUUGUUACACUAUGGGAUGGUUAUGCUGAUCAAAUUCGAGCAUUUGAAACUAACCAUCCAGCGGAAAAGAAUAUUGUUGUCGUUAUUCAGUUUGGGAAGUACCGUUUUUGGGGAGGACAUGUCAAUGUAUCCAAUUUGUAUACUGUAACUCGAGUAUUCAUCAACAGUGACAUUCCGAAGAUUGUUGAUUUUAAGAAAAGUUUUGUUGCUCAGAUUUCUGCUUCAACAUCUUCUGGUUAUUCUGGGUUGACUUCCUCUCUUAUAAAGUCACCCGUUGACGAAUAUCUCAAAGAUUUUGCAUUCAGUACAAUUGGAGCUUUAAGCGGUAUCUCAGAGAAAAAGGCUGUUAUUAUCCUUGGUACAAUCAAGAGCUUUGCAUCAGAAAGCACAUGGUUUUACAAUGCCUGUAAAUCGUGCACCAAAAAGGUUUUUACAACAACUAUUUGCAAGGACAAGGAGGAUGGAAGCGAAGGUUUUGAUGAAGUAACAGUGUUGGAAUGCCAAACUGAUCGUUGCAAUCAAAAGACCGUCAUCUCAGUUCCCAGGAUCAAAGUUCCAAUACGUGUUCAAGAUUGUACCGGGAUUGUCACCUUGACGCUGUUUGAACGUGAAGUUGUGAAACUACUCAGUGUUUCCGCAAAUCAUCUAUUAGAAAACAACAUAGAGUUGGCUAGCGAAGGGAAGUUUCCUAAAGAGUUUGAUUCUUUGCUAAAUCGCAAGUUUGCUUUCAAGAUAGCCAUAGGUUCUUAUAACCUCAGAAACAAAGCAGAUGGCUACUCUGUUUCAAAGUUGACUGAGAAUCCAGAAAUAAUGGCUGAGCUUGAUCACCAUUUUAAUGCUAUCCAGCCUGUUGACGAGGAACAGUUAAACGUUGUUUCCGCUGAUUCAAAUCCAACUGUCAAGGUUCCUGUUAAGGAUUCGGUCUCCCGUACUGGUGAGGAGGAGACUCCGAUUUCUAAGUGA
Molecule: messenger RNA, 1092 nt
Organism: Helianthus annuus (common sunflower)
Lineage: Eukaryota; Viridiplantae; Streptophyta; Magnoliopsida; Asterales; Asteraceae
Product: replication protein A 70 kDa DNA-binding subunit B-like
Exons: 10
Coding region: 1-1092 (363 amino acids)
Source: RefSeq, a predicted model, not a curated record